GAACUUCUUAAUAGUUCCAUUUGUUGUAGCCGCUCAAUUAUCACUAUUUCUCAAAAAUUCGCUGUGAACCGAUCGUAUGUGAACAUCAGUUGCUGAAAUUGGUGCUGUGACCUUGAAAUCCUUGCAACGCUUCCGAUUGACUCGCCCAUAAAUCAUAGUCUUGCCGGCACCAAUCGUAGCUCGAGACUUCUUUAUAACCUAUUUGUCGUGCAUAGGUUUUUUGAUAAACUAAAAUGUUUUUAUCUUUACCUUAUAGAUAUACUUUUGGCAAAACUGCAAACCAUUCAUUGAUUAGAUUGUUAUAAUUCUUUACGGCCAGUGUAAUAAAUAUACUCCUAUCACCUGACUGAUAAUUAAAUAUGAGUGUGAAAGUGGACAUUCAAUCUUCUAAUUUCUGUCGUAUUAAUGAUGAAAGUGAUCAACAUAAACAACUUAUACCAGAAGAUACAAUUUCAACUGUGUACAACGAACAACCAAAUGUCAAGUUAGAUGAUAAUGAAAAACUAGCAAAUGAUUCAAGUGAUAGUUUACAUGAAGUUCUAGAUGAUUUAAACAAAUUCAAUGAUGAAUUAAAGAAAUCAUUCAAUGAUUCAUUCUCUAUUGAUUUAUCUAACUUACCAUAUCCUCCUGGUUAUUCUAUUAUAAAACAAAAUGAUUCAAUGAUAAAUUGUGAAAACCAAUAUAAGGAGUCAAAUGAAAUUGAACAGGAAAAUUCAAAGGAACCAAGGUAUCUAUAUAUUGUUUAA
Schistosoma curassoni is the source of this 746-nucleotide messenger RNA. The record is from the annotation of a GenBank genome assembly. NCBI's taxonomy places the organism in Eukaryota, Metazoa, Platyhelminthes, Trematoda, Strigeidida, Schistosomatidae.